Penicillium roqueforti is the source of this 1617-nucleotide messenger RNA. RefSeq names its product alpha/beta hydrolase. The transcript has a single exon. NCBI's taxonomy places the organism in Eukaryota, Fungi, Ascomycota, Eurotiomycetes, Eurotiales, Aspergillaceae. The record is from RefSeq and is a predicted model, not a curated record. The coding region runs from base 1 to 1617 and encodes 538 amino acids.
AUGAAAAAAUCACUUCUGCUGGGAGAUUUCGCCAGAAAACAGCAAUUACAGGCUUCUCGCCCGAAAUAUUGGGCCAUCGUCUCGGUGAUUUUGAUCUGUUCUUCGUUUGCUCUCAAACACUGGUCGGUAGAAAUACCAACAUGGCACCAGCAUAGGACCCUCAAAUACACUGGUGAACAGAUAAGUUGGGAGCCUUGUGGAUUCAUCAAGGGGAACUUCGUGGAGUGCGGCAAUGUUUUUGUCCCCAUGGAUCAAUUCAACCAGAGCAACUCGGGAAAUAAAAUCUUCACCAUUCCACUCAUCCGCAUGCGCGGCACGAACGCAACCCAGAACCUCAUUCUCAAUCCAGGUGGCCCUGGAGCGAGUGGUUUCGAAUUCCUCAACCAGAAUGCAGAGCAGCUGAGGGCUAUAGUUGGCGAAGGGCUCCACCUAGUCUCGUUCGAUCCUCGCGGUGUUAAUAGCUCGACGCCGCUAGCCUCCUGCUAUCCCGAUGUCAAAUCUCGAAAGGAUUUAGCUCAUGUCAGAUCUCGCAAUGUCGAGAUUGACAGCCCUGAAGUCUAUGCAUGGACACAGAACUUUGUCAAGGCAUGCCACGAUACGAUGGGAGAACACGCCAAGUAUUUAAACACUCCCCAGACAGCGGCUGAUAUGAAUGAUAUUCUGGAUGCACUUGGCCAGAGAGACAUGGUUUAUUGGGGUUUCAGUUACGGCAGCCUUCUGGGGCAGACCUACGCGGGACUGUUCCCCGAGCGUUCGAAACGUGUCAUCAUCGACGGUGUCGUGAACCAAUUCAAAUGGUACGACGGUACUUUUGAAAUAGAGUCCCAGGUUGACACGGACAAGGUACUUGAUGGGUUUUUUGAAGAGUGUACCAGAGCAGGCACAAAAAAAUGCCCACUAUCCUCGCUCGCAACAUCUGUGGAAUUGCGCGAUACGGUCCUUUCUUAUAUGAAUAGGCUCCGAGAACAGCCAAUUGGUGUGUACGUGAACAAUACAGCACAUGGUGUACUAGGGUAUGAAGAGCUCUGGUAUGAUGGUGUUUUACCAGCCCUUUACUAUCCCUCCACGUGGGGUACACUUGCCAACAACUUGUACAGUCUCAUUCAAGGAAAUGCGACAAAUGCUUUUCUUGCAUAUGGGCGUGAAGAUUCUUGGGAUAUGGGCCAUGAGGCAAGCGAGUUUAUCAGAUUGAACGAUGGCCUGAGUGGUCCCAAAAAUUGGCCCCAAGACAGGCAACCGCUACUUGAUUAUAUCUUGACUUCGUUCAAUCAGAGUAUGUUCGGCGCUAGACACAGCAAAAUAUUCUUCAUGAGACAGCAGUGGACUAUGCCGAGGACACACUCUUACGUACCACGCAAGGGAGUUACAACGGCGCAUCCGCUGCUGAUUCUAUCAACUACUUGGGAUCCUGUAACUCCUCUUACAUCUGCCCGCUCGGCGAAGGAGGCAUUUCAAGAUUCACAAAUCGUCGAAGUCAAAGCUUAUGGCCAUUGCUCUAUCGCGGUGGAUUCCUCAUGUGCUGCAAAUAUUAUACGCGAUUUCCUGUACGAAGGCAAAUUGCCUCAUGCAUAUACGGAAUGUGAAGUGGACUCCCCUUACUUCAAGGAGAGCGAUUAA